AUGGACCUCGUCAACCACCUCAAUGAUAGACUGCUUUUCGCAGUGCCCAAGAAGGGUCGCCUCAAUCAAGCAUGUCUUGACCUCUUGACCGGAUCAGACAUCAAGUUUCACAGGCACAACAGACUUGACAUUGCACUCGUCAAGAAUCUGCCAUUGGCACUCAUCUUUCUGCCAGCUGCGGACAUUCCAACUUUCGUUGGCGAGGGACGUGUGGAUCUAGGAAUUACUGGCCGCGAUGUCAUUGCUGAGCACGAGGCAGUCUCGCCUGCGAGUGAGACGACAGGCAUUGAGGAGAUUAUGGACCUGGAGUUUGGCCAGUGCAAGCUUCAGGUUCAAGUGCCGGAGCAUGGCAGCAUCCAGACACCCGAACAGCUUAUCGGCAAGAACGUUGUGACAAGCUUCACGAAUCUCGCAGGAAGCUAUUUUGGAGGUCUCGAGGCAAAGGCUACUGGACAGACCAACGGUGUAACAAAUGGCGACGCCAAACCGAAGCUCCAGACCCACAUCAAGUUCGUAGGAGGAAGUGUUGAGGCAGCAUGCGCGCUUGGCGUUGCAGAUGGUAUUGUGGAUCUUGUUGAAUCCGGAGAAACGAUGCGAGCAGCAGGCCUCAAGGCUAUCGCAACAGUGGUUGAUUCUACAGCCGUUCUCAUCAAAUCGAAGCACCCAUCGGAUCCGAAACUCGUGAACCUGAUCACAGCACGUAUCCGCGGUGUCAUAACAGCCCAGAAGUACGUGCUGACUACCUACAACAUUGAGCGGAGGAAUCUCGAGGCAGCGAAACGAAUCACGCCAGGCAAGCGUGCUCCCACAAUCAACACAUUGGAUGAGGAAGGUUGGGUGGCAGUCCAAGCUAUGGUCAAGCGUAGCGAUUCGGCUAUUGUUAUGGAUCAAUUGACUGAGAUUGGAGCUGUUGACAUUUUGCAGACAGCGCUGUCGAACAGCAGGACUUCGUAG
This is a messenger RNA of Fulvia fulva, 954 nucleotides long. Its product is annotated as ATP phosphoribosyltransferase. Bases 1 to 954 code for a protein of 317 amino acids. Gene Ontology annotation, biological process: L-histidine biosynthetic process. The record is from RefSeq and is a predicted model, not a curated record. The transcript is spliced from 3 exons. Gene Ontology annotation, cellular component: cytoplasm. Gene Ontology annotation, molecular function: ATP phosphoribosyltransferase activity; magnesium ion binding. Lineage: Eukaryota; Fungi; Ascomycota; Dothideomycetes; Mycosphaerellales; Mycosphaerellaceae.